Molecule: messenger RNA, 1857 nt
Organism: Brienomyrus brachyistius
Lineage: Eukaryota; Metazoa; Chordata; Actinopteri; Osteoglossiformes; Mormyridae
Gene: brcc3
Product: BRCA1/BRCA2-containing complex, subunit 3
Exons: 8
Coding region: 148-930 (260 amino acids)
Biological process (GO): double-strand break repair
Cellular component (GO): BRCA1-A complex; BRISC complex
Molecular function (GO): cysteine-type deubiquitinase activity; metallopeptidase activity; polyubiquitin modification-dependent protein binding
Source: RefSeq, a predicted model, not a curated record
AAGCCGAGCUAGACAGGGAAGUGUCAAACAGCCAAAACAGCUAGUUGCGGUGUGGGCUGGUUAAGUGUAUUAAAAACAUAGACGUACAGUGGUGAGGCGAUCUCUUUUGGUGAUUGAUAUUAUUCAGGUUUAUAGGCUCAGGUUACCAUGGCAGUUAGUGCCGUUCACCUGGAGUCGGACGCCUUUUUGGUGUGCAUGAAUCACGCGCUAAGCACCGAAAAGGAAGAAGUGAUGGGACUUUGCAUUGGAGAGGUGGACACAAAUCGUAUCGUCCACAUUCACUCGGUGAUUAUAUUACGCCGCUCGGACAAGAGGAAGGAUCGUGUGGAAAUCUCACCGGAGCAACUGUCCGCAGCCUCCACUGAAGCAGAGAGGUUGGCUGAGAUGACGGGACGUCCCAUGAGGGUCGUGGGGUGGUACCACUCGCACCCCCACAUCACUGUGUGGCCGUCACAUGUUGAUGUGAGGACUCAGGCGAUGUACCAAAUGAUGGAUCAAGGUUUUGUAGGUCUGAUUUUCUCUUGCUUCAUAGAGGAUAAAAACACAAAGACGGGCAGAGUCCUUUACACCUGCUUCCAGUCUGUACAAGCACAGAAAGGUUCAGAGUAUGAGAGAAUUGAGAUUCCAAUCCACGUGGUCCCACAUGAAGCCAUAGGAAAAGUGUGCCUGGAAUCUGCGGUGGAACUACCCAGAAUCCUCUGCCAGGAGGAACAGGACACCUACCGACGUAUUCACAGCCUCACUCACCUGGAUCCGAUUACGAAGAUUCACAACGGCUCAGUCUUCACCAAGAACCUGUGCAGCCAGAUGUCAGCUGUCAGUGGCCCCCUGCUCCAGUGGCUGGAGGACCGUCUGGAGCAGAACAAGCAGAGCAUCAGUGAGCUGCAGAGCCAGAAAGAGCGCUUAAUGCAGGAACUGGCCACCAUGUGAGGGGUGGGUCCUCAGACCCCCCCCCCUCUCCACCAUCUCAGGGCUCUGUGACUGGGCCAGACUUCUCCAUGCCGCGCCUUUGUCCCAAUAAGGCAUUAUGGCUCCACCCCCUUAGAAAUGUUCUUCUAAUUCCCCUUCUUUCCCCACUGGCUCCACCCCCACCAUCCAUUACGUUGUUCCACAGGCUCCUCCCACAAGGCACCCCUGUUACUCCAGCCAAGACAGCCGGCUGAUAAUCUGAAAGAGCGGGGAGAUGUAGCAAUAUGAGGUGCUUUCAUGUCUGGAAAGGGUCUAGUGGCUUCUCAUAGAUGAUGUGAUUUUGAGGUUUAUGGUUGCCUCCUCAGAUAUGCUGUUUGUGUUCCUCAGCCUGUGCAGAUAAGAAAAAACUGUGGAAAUUUCUUCUGGAACAAGCGCAGUAUUUUGACACUGGGUGACGUGUGAUAUAAGUCACUGAAUGUAUUUAUAUUAUUUACAUAGCGAUCUGUAAUAUCUCGGUUGUUACUUAAACUGUUUCUUGCCAAAAUGUGAUUACAGUGCUUUGAAUUUCAGUUUCUUUGUUGAAAAAUCAAUUUUCGUUUGCAGCGUAAGUGCUACUGAGCUGUUUGUCAGGAUCUAGGGUAGACUGGAUGUAGCUUGGGGGAAUCUGAACAUCUGUUCAGCCAGCAUGCAGCACCUCCGUAGCUGGGGGUUAAUGGGAGCCUCAGUUAGUCAGCUGGCCCUGGGAUUCAAACUGGUGACCUUCCGAUCAUAGCAGCUUAACCGCAAAUGAUUCGGCUCAAGAGCUGUGUGGUAAUUAGCACACGGAGUUGCAAGGAGGUAAAUCAGGUGUGUUAAAUGAGGGAAAUCCCGAAAAUGUGCAGGGCUCCGGCCCCCCAGGAUUGGAGUUUGACACCCUUGCCCUAAUAGAAUAAACUCUUGUCAUCCAAA